UUAUUUCAUUCCAGUUGCUGCUUCACAUAUCUACCAUUCAUCAACUAGAGUUUUCAAGAGAAAAUUUCUUAGUCCAAAUAGGCAAGCCGAGGAAUCAGUUUUUUCAACUCAGCAAAAAUGCGGAAAACUCCUGCGAAAAUUCCUAAAGUGGUCACUACCAAGAAAGUUCCUACUGAAAUUCUCUCUUUUUCACUAGAUUCAAGUGACAAUUCUCCUAAAAAUGUUGAAUAUGUAGUUGGGAAGACAUGGUUAAAAGAACUUAAAAAAGAGUUUAGUGCAGACUAUUUCAAAAAGUUGAGUGAGUUUUUGAUCAAGCAGAAAUUGCAGCAUACAGUUUAUCCUCCUACUUGUGAUAUCUUUUCAUGGACAACUUCAGUAACAAUAUAUGAUGUGAAAGUUGUUAUAUUAGGCCAAGAUCCUUAUAUCAGACCUGAACAAGCACAUGGACUAGCUUUUAGUGUUCGCAGAGGUGUUGAAAUUCCAAAGAGCUUAGCAAAUAUGUACACUGAACUAGCUAAAAAUAUCAAGAAUUUUGUUCCUCCUAAUCAUGGUUGUUUAAAUGGCUGGGCCAAUCAAGGUGUUUUGCUCUUGAAUACCUGCUUGACUGUUCAAGCUGGAAUAUCAGAUUCUCACAAAGGACAGGGUUGGGAAUUAUUUACGGAUGCUGUCAUCAAGUGGAUCAAUGAAAAUCUCAAGCAUGUUGUAUUUAUGCUAUGGGGAAAUAAUGCUAAAAAAAAGAGUGAACUGAUAAAUAAGAAAAAGCAUUUAGUAUUGACUGCUGCACAUCCAUCACCUCUGUCUGCACACCGUGGAUUUUUUGGCUGCAAUCACUUUUUUAAAGCUAACGAAUAUUUACAAGAGCAUGGCAGAGGAGAAAUUGAUUGGACAUAUUUGCCAUAAAAGGUUGGACUUAUUCAUUAUCAUUACUGCCUACCUAAAAAGGUUUCUAUAUAUCAUUUUGCAACUCUGUUCUCUUUUUUGUUUUCUUUAAAUGUUUGUCAUCAAAAAAAGAUUUUCAACAAUUUUUUCAUUUGUAAAGGUUUUUGUGAUCACAUAUAGUUGAUUUUUUUAGUCAAUAAAUUCUAUAUUUUUCCUGA
Molecule: messenger RNA, 1097 nt
Organism: Parasteatoda tepidariorum (common house spider)
Lineage: Eukaryota; Metazoa; Arthropoda; Arachnida; Araneae; Theridiidae
Biological process (GO): base-excision repair, AP site formation via deaminated base removal; base-excision repair
Cellular component (GO): mitochondrion; nucleus
Molecular function (GO): uracil DNA N-glycosylase activity
Source: RefSeq, a predicted model, not a curated record